This is a messenger RNA of Phyllostomus hastatus (greater spear-nosed bat), 2965 nucleotides long. RefSeq names its product transmembrane protein 52B (gene TMEM52B). The transcript is spliced from 5 exons. The record is from RefSeq and is a predicted model, not a curated record. Lineage: Eukaryota; Metazoa; Chordata; Mammalia; Chiroptera; Phyllostomidae. The coding region runs from base 579 to 1130 and encodes 183 amino acids.
AGAGUAAGAGAGGAGGGCUGAUCACGCGAAGGAUGAGUGAAUGGAGUUUGGCAGGGUGCGUUCAACCUUCAGCAGUCAGUGCGCUGUGGCAAAGAACCCAGAGUGUCACUUCUUUUCUGAUGGAGAAGACCCGUCUGCCUUGGACCCUCCUCCAAGUCAAGUUUUUCAUUACUGCCUAGAAAAAUACUUAAUUCGGAGGACUUAUCUGUCCACCUCGAAUGUCUUCCUUUUGCCGGCAGUGGGAGAAACUUAGUGACAUGUAGAAAGGAUUAAGAGUAAAAGGAAAGAAAAGACCAAGGAAGCAAAUGUGGAGAACCUAAAACCAGAAAUAGAAAUAAAGAAGGCAGGAUGAAAGGGAUGGGAAAGACUACAGAAAAUAAAAGCCCAUGGGAAUAAGAGAAGAGAAGAGAAAAAAGAGAGAGAGAGAGAGAGAGAGAGAGAGAGAAAAUAAUGAUUUACUGCUAAGAAAAGUUUCUCUCCUAAGUUCUGUAGGUCAAGAAGUCAGACAAGGCACAGAGCAUAGAAAGGAGGUAGGAGAUGCGCGGUGAGCAAUCCUCAAGAAGCAGGAGCUCAGCCCAAUGGGAGUGAAAGUCCACGCCAUCUUGAUCUCUGCCCUGGUGUAUUUCAUCCAGCUUCUUCCUUGGGCAAGAUGUGAAGAGAACUGUGUCAGUCCUGAACAUUGCCUGACCACAGACUGGGUACAUCUCUGGUAUAUAUGGUUGCUGGUGGUCAUCGGCGGGCUGCUUCUCCUGUGUGGCCUGACUUCCAUGUGCUUCCGCUGCUGUCUGAGUCGCCAGCAAAGUGGGGAAGAUGAGGGCCGGCCACCCUACGAAGUGACGGUCAUCGCUUUUGAUCACGAUAGCACUCUCCAGAGCACGAUCACCUCCCUGCAGUCAGUGUUUGGCCCUGCAGCUCGGAGGAUCCUGGCAGUAGCCCACUCCCACAGCUCCCUGGGCCAGCUGGCCUCCUCCGGGGACACCCUUCCUGGGUAUGAGGAAGCUCUUCACAUGAGUCGCUUCACCGUUGCAAGGUGUGGGCAGAAAGCACCUGACCUACCCCCAGUGCCAGAAGAAAGGCAGCUGCCUCCCAUGGAGAAGGAAUCUCCUCAAGUAGAACACUCUUCAAAUUGACGGGAACUUUGGUUUUAUAAAUAGGAUGGGGUAUCCCUACAGUUGGUAAAGAUAGACAAAUGGAACUUUUUUUAAAUUAACUUUCAGAAGAUUAAGGAUGUCCUCUAAACACCAUUCGGUGGGAAAGCUGGAUUUCAAAUCUUCAUUUCCAGCCCCAUAUCUUUGGGUGUGGAAUGCUCUAAUCAGGAACUUCCAUUCUUUAUCCAAUACCAAAAUUUGCAGCUAACCUCUAGCAAUGCUGACUACUACCAAACCAGAAAAGCAUCAAAGUUGCUUGAAUUCCCUCAACUAUUGAAAUCCUUUACCCAAAAGACACUGUGAGUUGCUCUUCUCUGCCAGCUCAUAGAUAGAAUACACUUGAGGAGAAAGACAGUUGUAAGCAUUAAUGCACCAAAUUCAUGCUUUCUCUUGAGAGAACACCCACUUUUAUACUCAGUGACAAUGAUAACCUUGGAUAUCACAUAAUAUUUAACUGGCUUACAGGUAUGGGCUAGGAGAACACAGUAUAUACUGAAGUGCCAAAUAUGAAGGUCUUUCUCUCAUGUUGGUCAUAUCUACCGGUGGUCUUGGACACAGCACAGAGUACAGUAACAGUUCUAUUCCUUUUUCAGUUCCCCUGUCAUGAACACAUGCAUGCACGCACAUGCUUGUGCUUGCACACACAAACUGAAAGAAGGGCAUUGCUUUGCUUCUCUCCUCCUUCCUGCUUUGACCACUUAAAGCCAAGAGUCUGUAGUGACGAACCCUAGUCUGUAGUGGUGGCAUUUACUGCCACCUAGCGUAGCCAUAAUAGAAAUGCAUUCUCCUAUUGGAGCCACUCUGCACUCAUCUCCAGCUCUGACUGAACUAAGACUGGAUGAGAUCCUUCCCAAGGCACCAUCCUGUUGAGUAAUGUUAACCCUUCCACCUGACAUACUACAUCUAAAAUAUACUACUAUAUUUGGUGAGAAACUGCUCACAGUGACCUUAGAUAACUCAAUGAAAUCAUUAAAGCACAGUUUUCUCAUCUGUAAGCUAGGCAGACGAUAGUAAUGCCUCACAGGUUUGUUGUAAGGAUCAAAUAAGCUAAAUAUAUGUGACAAGAUUUGUAAAGUAGUAUGUGCAUGUAUUUGUGUUAUUCUUGAUACAGAUGUCUAAUUUUUACUUUGCCUGUUAUGAUUUUACUGAAAAUUAUGUUCUGACUUGUCCUUUUGCUGUGUUAUUGCUAAAUCAUACCUGAAGUAGCUUUGUUUCAUCAAUAAUAUUUGUUAAUCGAGGUAAACAACUACAGAUAUGUGAUUCCUCUUAAUAUGCUCUGUGUAGAGGUAAUGAACAGAUUUAUUAGAAAACUUUUUUUUUAAGCAAUUAGCUCCAAUACUCAGGGAGACAUUACAGACCCUGGGGAUGGCUGAUUAAUGCAGUGCCUCAUUAAACAUAUUUUUUGGAGGAAUGCUCACUCACCCCAGCCAGAGGGGAAAUUUUCCAAAUAUAAACUUGCUGGUAAUCUGCAUUUAUCCUGAGUCAUUUAUCAAAUUGCCUCUGGAAAUUGUUGAAAUGCAUGACUCGUUAAUAGCACCUGAGGUGGCCUGGUUGUGCCACUGCCACAUGAAUCACUUCAUUACCACACAUUCCAUAAAAUAUUCUUGGCUUAAUCAUUCUGCAAGACCAUAGUCAUAAAGAAGUUAAAAUGUCAUCAGGUAUAGAAAGAUCUUGGGUACUCACUUCAGCAGCACAUAGGCUAAAACUGGAACGAUACAGAGAAGAUUAGCAUGGCCCCCGUGCAAGGAUGACUCACAAACUGAUGAAGUGGUCCGUAUUUUUAUAGAUAAACAAAAAUAAAAAGAUCUGGGAAGAAA